Molecule: messenger RNA, 2525 nt
Organism: Siniperca chuatsi (mandarin fish)
Lineage: Eukaryota; Metazoa; Chordata; Actinopteri; Centrarchiformes; Sinipercidae
Gene: ercc8
Product: excision repair cross-complementation group 8
Exons: 12
Coding region: 284-1489 (401 amino acids)
Biological process (GO): proteasome-mediated ubiquitin-dependent protein catabolic process; protein polyubiquitination; transcription-coupled nucleotide-excision repair
Cellular component (GO): nucleotide-excision repair complex; Cul4A-RING E3 ubiquitin ligase complex
Molecular function (GO): protein binding
Source: RefSeq, a predicted model, not a curated record
GCGGCCCAUUGUGUUGAUCUGCUGCGAAGCUUCUUGAAAUUAAUGUAAAAUAAACAAUAAAUUAUCGAUGCGAAGUACCCUAAUAUAUUUAAAUAUCGCAUUUAGCUGUUACGGAGCGGUGGCUACAAUAUGCCUUGUUGGACGCCCAAAAUUUCAGUUUGGAUUAAAAACUUAUUUCAGUGUAGGUAACAUGCUAGCCUUUGAGCUAGGUUAGCUAACGGUAGCAUAGAUUAAAUACCCGUCCUGCUCUAAAAUAAAGAUCACUUUUCUUCAAAUUGAAGCAAUGUUGGGGUUUCUGACAGCAAGGCAGGCUGGGCUGGAUGACCCUCUGCGUCUGAGACGUGCAGAGUCAACAAGAAGGGUCCUCAGUCUGAAGUUGAAUCCUGACAGAGACGUGGACAGGAUCCAUGGAAAUGGCAUCAACACCAUUGACAUUGAAGCAAUAGAGGGCAGAUAUAUGUUGUCUGGUGGAGCAGAUGGAGUGAUCGUCAUCUAUGACCUGGAGAACUGCAAUGGAAAACCACAGUACACUUGCAAGGCAGUUUGCACAGUAGGCAGGUCCAGUCGGUAUGUCCACAAAUUCAGUGUCGAGACAGUCCAGUGGUAUCCUUAUGACACAGGCAUGUUUGUCUCCAGUUCCUUUGACAAGACCAUGAAAGUCUGGGACACUGAGACACUGAAGCCUGCUGAAGUCUUUGAGUUUGAGGGCAAUGUCUACAGCCACCACCUGUCCCCCAUCGCCAGGAAGCACAGUCUCAUUGCAGUUGGCACCAAAAACCCUAAAAUCCAGCUGUGUGACCUGAAGUCUGGUUCACGGAUUCAUGUUCUUCAGGGUCACAGAGCAGAGGUCCUGUCUGUGCAGUGGUCGCCCAGAUACGAGCACAUCUUAGCCACUGCUAGUGCAGACAGCAAAGUGAAAGUAUGGGAUGUGCGUCGGGCUUCUGGGUGUCUUUUCACUCUGGACCAGCACAAUGGAGACAAGUCAAAAGCGUCCUCUGAGGCAGUGAACACAGCUCAUAAUGGCAGAGUGAAUGGCCUGUGCUUUACUGGCGAUGGCCUCUACCUCCUCACUACUGGAACUGAUGACCGUAUGCGACUGUGGAAUAGUGCCACUGGGGAAAACACACUGGUAAAUUACGGGAAGGUCUGCAACGAGAGUCGUAAAAGGCUACAGUUCACAGUGUCACGUGGCUGCAGCCCAGAGUUUGUGUUCGUGCCAUGCGGCAGCUCAGUAGCGAUGUAUGCCCUCCACACAGGAGAGCUGGUCACUAUGCUCAGGGGUCACUACAACAAUGUCGACUGCUGCGAAUUCCACCCAGACUACCAGGAGCUGUAUAGUGGAGGUAAAGACUGUAACAUCCUGGCGUGGGUUCCUGUCCUUCGUGCCUCAGAUGUAGAAGAAGAGUCAAACAUUGCAAAUAAGGGUGCUGCUGGCCAGUCUUCAGUGAACCCUGCCUUACAAGAUGCAUGGAGCAGUGAUGAAGAUUAAUGCUGGUGUUUUUCUAUGUGUGGACAAAGUAGACGUGCAGGUGUCUGACCAUGCAAAUGAGCACACAUCCUUCACGGCCAACUUGUCAAAAAAUGAUAGAUGAUAAUUAUGGGCUUAGGGAAAUGUCUCCUGUUACAUCAUUGCAGACAAAGAUAAAGGCCUUAAAAUGAAAAUCAAAUGUGUAAAUAAUCAUACGACUUUAUAAAUAUGCACAAUGUUAUGAAUAAUGUUUGUUUUUGUACAUUUGAUAUAGCAUUGUUAUUGUAGCAUUUUCUUUUUAAUGUAAAGCCAGCAUGGUCCUUGGUAUGCAUAGCAAAUUUCAUGUUACUAAAGUCCUGUUGCAAACCAAUUUAGUAUUUUCAAUAAUUCAUUGUAGUCAUGUCUGCCAUUGUUUGUGCAAAUUCAAUAUUGACUGUUUAAAGAUGUUGACACUAUAUUUAUGUAAGGUUUUGGUUAAAGGGACAUUAAAGGGCUCAGAGAGAGAGAGAUUAGUAAGCUUUUUAAACAGGUGUGGUUUCAGUGUGUGUGUGUGUGUGUGUUUCUGCAGCAGAGUUGAGAAGAGACUGCCCAUAAUUCUCACAUGGGACUAACUGGGCAUUCAGAAACACACAUUGUCUUGUUGUCAUUCCUGGCAUACUUUGCAUUUGUUUGUAAGUUCUGCUGUCAGCACUUGCUGAAACUAUCAGCAAGGAGUGAUACUGAAACCUUUCUCUCUGCCCUACCCCCCUUCACAGUUUUAUAUAUUGGCUUUAUUAUCAUGGACACCUGGAACCCAAAUGACCCCCCCACACACACACACACAACAAAAACACAGUACAGUGAUCAACAUUGUUGUCCUUUUGAAAUAAACCAUUAUUUCUUGCAUAUCAAUCCAGUGAUAUUGAAUAUGAAAACACUAUUUGUAUCCAGGAUACUGUUUCUAUCAUCAUAUAAAGUCAACUCUCUUUUCCCAGACUACCUGAAGUGGCUUAAAUUGUACAGUUAUUAAUUUGUCUGUCUCUUGUCUUACAAUAAAAGCACUGGGAAUGCUGCCUUA